GAAAACCUAGAUCCCCCUCACCUCGCGCGCCGCCACCUCCUCCUCCGCGAGGCGAAACCCUAGCCGAGGACCUCCCUCCCUCCCGCGCGAGCCAUGGCGGCCGCCGACAUGGCGUACGCGCCGCCGAUGAAGUCCGGCAAGAUGGGCUUCGAGAGCUCGCAGGAGGUGCAGCACAGGAUCCGCAUCACCCUGUCCUCCAAGAGCGUCAAGAACCUCGAGAAAGUCUGCGGCGAUCUGGUGAAGGGAGCCAAGGAUAAGAGCUUGAGGGUGAAGGGCCCGGUGCGGAUGCCCACCAAGGUGCUCCACAUCACCACCAGGAAGUCUCCCUGUGGCGAAGGUACCAACACCUGGGAUAGGUUUGAGAUGAGGGUGCACAAAAGGGUCAUUGAUCUCGUCAGCUCUGCCGAUGUUGUCAAGCAGAUCACCUCGAUCACCAUUGAGCCAGGCGUGGAGGUUGAGGUGACCAUCAGCGACCAGUGAUCAUCCAGUAUCUAACCUUCAACGGGUGGAGAAAUUCAGUGAACAGGAUGUUCAGAAAGUUUAUUAGCAUGCGAAACACUGGUGGAACAGAGUUUUUGUUAAUCUAUAGGCUCCUCGGUUAAUUCGACCCUCUGUUAUCUAAAGCUAUCAUAAAUCUUGACUCAUGUCCGUUCUGUCAGAUGUUAUAAAUGAUGAUGACUCGCUAAAGAUCUACAGGAUUUUGGUGUCAUUUUCUU
Molecule: messenger RNA, 716 nt
Organism: Oryza brachyantha (malo sina)
Lineage: Eukaryota; Viridiplantae; Streptophyta; Magnoliopsida; Poales; Poaceae
Product: 40S ribosomal protein S20
Exons: 3
Coding region: 94-480 (128 amino acids)
Biological process (GO): translation
Cellular component (GO): cytosolic small ribosomal subunit; ribosome
Molecular function (GO): RNA binding; structural constituent of ribosome
Source: RefSeq, a predicted model, not a curated record